Molecule: messenger RNA, 1575 nt
Organism: Physella acuta
Lineage: Eukaryota; Metazoa; Mollusca; Gastropoda; Physidae
Product: LWamide neuropeptides-like
Source: RefSeq, a predicted model, not a curated record
AUGGUCCCCUGGGAGUGGGGUUCAGCUCGUGGUCCCCUGGGUGUGGGGUUCAGCUUGUGGUCCCCUGGGAGUGGGGUUCAGCUCGUGGUCCCCUGGGUGUGGGGUUCAGCUCGUGGUCCCCUGGGUGUGGGGUUCAGCUCGUGGUCCCCUGGGAGUGGGGUUCAGCUCGUGGUCCCCUGGGUGUGGGGUUCAGCUUGUGGUCCCCUGGGAGUGGGGUUCAGCUUGUGGUCCCCUGGGAGUGGGGUUCAGCUCGUGGUCCCCUGGGUGUGGGCUUCAGCUCGUGGUCCCCUGGGAGUGGGGUUCAUCUUGUGGUCCCCUGGGAGUGGGGUUCAGCUUGUGGUCCCCUGGGAGUGGGGUUCAGCUCGUGGACCCCUGGGUGUGGGGUUCAGCACGUGGUCCCCUGGGAGUGGGGUUCAGCUCGUGGUCCCCUGGGUGUGGGGUUCAGCUCGUGGUCCCCUGGGAGUGGGGUUCAGCUCGUGGUCCCCUGGGUGUGGGGUUCAGCUCGUGGUCCCCUGGGUGUGGGGUUCAGCUUGUGGUCCCCUGGGAGUGGGGUUCAGCUCGUGGACCCCUGGGUGUGGGGUUCAGCGCGUGGUCCCCUGGGAGUGGGGUUCAGCUCGUGGUCCCCUGGGUGUGGGGUUCAGCACGUGGUCCCCUGGGUGUGGGGUUCAGCUCGUGGUCCCCUGGGAGUGGGGUUCAGCUCGUGGUCCCCUGGGUGUGGGGUUCAGCACGUGGUCCCCUGGGAGUGGGGUUCAGCUUGUGGUCCCCUGGGAGUGGGGUUCAGCUUGUGGUCCCCUGGGAGUGGGGUUCAGCUCGUGGACCCCUGGGUGUGGGGUUCAGCACGUGGUCCCCUGGGAGUGGGGUUCAGCUCGUGGUCCCCUGGGUGUGGGGUUCAGCUCGUGGUCCCCUGGGUGUGGGGUUCAGCUCGUGGUCCCCUGGGAGUGGGGUUCAGCUCGUGGUCCCCUGGGUGUGGGGUUCAGCUCGUGGUCCCCUGGGUGUGGGGUUCAGCUUGUGGUCCCCUGGGAGUGGGGUUCAGCUCGUGGACCCCUGGGUGUGGGGUUCAGCACGUGGUCCCCUGGGAGUGGGGUUCAGCUCGUGGUCCCCUGGGUGUGGGGUUCAGCACGUGGUCCCCUGGGUGUGGGGUUCAGCUCGUGGUCCCCUGGGAGUGGGGUUCAGCUCGUGGUCCCCUGGGUGUGGGGUUCAGCACGUGGUCCCCUGGGAGUGGGGUUCAGCUUGUGGUCCCCUGGGUAUCGGGUUCAGCUUGUGGUCCCCUGGGUGUCGGGUUCAGCUUGUGGUCCCCUGGGUGUGGGGUUCAGCUCGUGGUCCCCUGGGUGUGGGGUUCAGCUCGUGGUCCCCUGGGUGUGGGGUUCAGCUCGUGGUCCCCUGGGUGUGGGGUUCAGCUCGUGGUCCCCUGGGUGUGGGGCUCAACUCGUGGUCCCUUGGGAGUGGGGUUCAGAUCGUGGUCCCCUAGGAGUGGCGUUUUAUAUUGUGUUGUUUCUAGUCCCCUACUACCGGUGUGACCCUGUAUACCAUCUUGUAUUGGCCACUGGGAUCACAACUUUGUAUUGGCCACUGUGA